This is a messenger RNA of Cantharellus anzutake, 3525 nucleotides long. Its product is annotated as Symplekin tight junction protein C terminal-domain-containing protein. Lineage: Eukaryota; Fungi; Basidiomycota; Agaricomycetes; Cantharellales; Hydnaceae. Gene Ontology annotation, cellular component: mRNA cleavage and polyadenylation specificity factor complex. The record is from RefSeq and is a predicted model, not a curated record. Bases 1 to 3525 code for a protein of 1174 amino acids. The transcript has 15 exons.
AUGGCGUCAAUAGACCCCUCGGCUGCGCUCAUCUAUGCCCUUCAAUGUCCUGCAGAUUCUUCGGAGCAAACGCAGGCGCUGAAAGGACUCCGUGUAUUACUUGAGAGCGAUCUAGAGGCCCUAAAAACACUAUGUCCCACCCUUCUGCAGACCGCUGUGAGCAUGCGAGACACAGUGUUCAAGAGAUGGACAAUCGAUUUGUUUCAUUUUUCUAUUUCCUCAAAUCGCCUAAGUUUGGAAAUUCGUACACAAUUGGCACUUCAAUGCGCUGACACUUGCGCAUCCAUACUAGCAACAUCGACAACUACUCAAAUAUUGAAACGUAUUAUACAAUGCUAUGCCCAACUAUACCCAUUGCUCUUCCGUUAUUUGUGUAUCAACCGUGCUAACCGACAACCAUGGGAUGUUCUUUCCAUCGCUAAGGGUCGCAUUGUAGAGUUUCUCGAAUCCUCUCCCCCAGCUCCAGUGGGAGUCCGUCUAGCGGCAUUGAAGUUCGCUCAACGCGUAAUCUUGGUCCAGACACGAGGCGUUAGCGACCCUCGAUUGCAAAACAAAGCGGACCCAAACGUUUCCCUCAUCCCCUCAGAUCACCUAUUCAUUAAUGCUACUGCCCUUGAAGCCGAGGGAACUCAAUUACUCACGCUCGUUACGACAAUUCUUUACAGUUCUUCGGACUCCGACUCAGUGUCUGCCGUCAUCAAUUCCUUCGGCACACUCGCGAAGGCCCGUCCACAACUUCUCCAGUUUAUCAUUGAGGCUACCUCCAAAUGGAGUCCCGCUAAGUUAGCUGGUCAAUCCACUCUCAGGAUCCGGAGUGCGGAGAAGUCUAUAUUUAUUCUGCUCAAUUAUCUAUUAAAGUCAGGUGUUGGUCAGGCCUUUACCAUGGAUAUUGCAAGGGCUUUGGAGCAAAUCUCUGAGCGGAUCAAGCAAAUAAUUCGCGCCGAGCAUGCCCGUCGAACAGCUGCAGCAGAAGCAGAACGUGAACGAAUGAAAAGGGCUGCAUCAACGCCUCUCGCGUCUUCGGACCCAAAGCGCGCAAAGCUGGAACCCAGCGACCCUGACACAUCCUCUGCAGUUUCUGCACUAGCCAAUUUCAAUUUUCAGGACUUAUCUGCCGAACUGGUUACAGAUUUGAUUGUGGCAAACCUUCAGCACUUCUCCGUUCACGACAUUAAUACCGCAAUUGAUAAUCUACGCACCUUGAAAGCCGAGUCCAGUCGCACAGCUACGGCUACACCAGAACCAUCUACCCAGGAGGCACCACAGAAGCCCGACCUGGAUGAUGAGGAGAUGGAGUAUGAGCCUGAAAAACUCAAUCGCGAACUUGACUCAGCAGAGGCAUCGCAGGCAGCCGAAACCAUUGACGAUUCCGCCGAGGCCGACGAGCUCGCCCUUCAGCUGCAGAGCACCACAUUCGACCUACCACCGCCCCAAGAACUUGAUAUCGCACAGGCAGAAUCCUUCAUACGCUCUGCGAUGGUUCGCAUUUCAAAGACUGGUACAAAACAGUUGGAGCGAGUGCAUAUGAAUCUCAUUGCAGUCCCUCAUGAUGCCGAUUCUGCCCCGAUGCCAGAACUAGGGGCGAACAACGAUGAGUUAUUGAAACCAAUACCAUCGCACGAGAUGUGGAUUUUGCUGUUCGUGCGAACCGUUACGCGUGGUCAACGAAGUUCUGUCAGCACCCUAGCAACGGGGGAUCCAGGUACACAUGGACAGGAUGCGAAAGAGGAGCAGGACACUACAGUCGGCAAAACUGAGCCAGCUUUAUCGGCCGGAGGGCGAAACGACGGUCUGCGCCAAAUGAUUUGUAAUUACAUUAUGGAGGAUUUUGCUUCAAGGACGCGAAUUGCUACGAUCUGGCUCAAUGAGGAGUGGUAUAAUGAAGACGUACGCGGCGGCGAGAAAUCUGAGCGAUCAACAUACGAAUUCUGGCUUCUACACUUGCUCGAGCUAUAUAUACCACACAUCGAAGCGACGGAUCGAGUGCUGACCAAGUUUUUGCUUGAUCUUCCCCACCUCCCUCAGCGUGUUCUUCAGUACCUAGCCGAUCUAGCCACUGAUCCUUCAACGGCUGCACCAAGCUUCAAUACGUUACGGGACCUUGCGCUCUUAAAACCCCCAAUGCGAAGCAAUGCGCUCAACAUUCUGCUCCAGCUGACAACACACCCAGACACGAAAACGCGCAUUGUGGCAAUAAACACAGUCAAAAAAUGGGUCCCGGAUGUGAAACCGCUGGACAAGCUUGUCCAAAAAUUUGCUAUUAGAUUAUUGAGACGACUAGAAACACGGACAAAAUCUAAAGCUAAUGGAGUAAUAGUCCAAAGCACUCCACAGGAGUCGGAUACAGGGAGAGAGGUGCCUCCAUCAUCGCCCCUUGAGGAUGGGGAGGAGAGGCCCGAUCCAGAGUUGGACAUGUCUGUCACAACCCCCUACUUGCCUGGCACGCUCACCACACCAGCAGAGUCCGCGCAAGUGCUUCAGCACGUGCAAUUACUGUUUGCACUCUCCGUGAAAGUUCCAGACCUCCUUGAUGAGAUUUUCUUAGCAUACAACAAAAUGGAAGACUCAGUUCAAGGAGCCGUUCAGGAUCUUCUCACCCCUCUCAUCCGAUUAUUGGGGUCAUCACAUGGCAAAUUAUUGACAGUCUUACGCACAUUCUCCCCCGGUGCGGAGUCGCUUGCGCUCCGCGUGCUGAGAAUUCUUACCGAACACGGUCGGCCCAGCCCCCCCCUUGUUGCACUCGUCAAGAGUCUCAUCUCCGAGCGGGACCUUGAUGCUCGUUUUCUCAUUCCAAUCAUCGGGGAACUCGAUAGAGCAGAGAUUGAAAAGCAACUCCCUAGAAUUGUGAACCUGCUUACUGGCAAGCCUGAGGAGAGAGAUAUGGUUCGGUCGGUGUUUUUAACCAUCGUGGAACCACCGUCUCAGGGUUUUGGCACUGCAUCGACGAACGAGCCGAGAGAAAGGGAAAGCGAGUUGUUGAAGCCUGUGGAGCUAUUAAUGUUUCUGCACGAAACCGACAAAGGCGUCAACACAAGGUCGGCAAUUGAAGGGAUCGACAUUUGUUUUGGUCUCACUGAGUUAUUCCCUUCGGAAGUAUUUGCCGUCGGGAUGCAACAAAUCGUGGACAAACCGACUCUACCUGUGUUGUUCAUGCGAACGGUGAUAAUAGCCGUGAAGACCUAUAAGUCAUUGGUGCCUUUUGUUGCAAGAACCCUUAUGUCCCGUCUUAUCCUCAAGAAAAUAUGGACCGUUCCACAACUGUGGGAUGGCUUCAUGAGGUGUGCUAGAAUAAUCGCUCCUGCUUCAUAUGGAGCCCUUCAACAAUUACCGCGAGAACAGCUUGCGGAGGUGGCUGAAAAGCACCCCGUGUUACGCUCUGGUUUGCGCGACCACAUUAUCAAAAAAGCUGGCGGGACAAAGUCAAAAAUAUUGGAUGUAUUAGGUGGGGACGAAAGUUCGACUCCCGGGACCGGUUCAAUGCCAGCAAAUGUUGCGCCUGCACAACUUGCCUCUCCAUCAGCCUGA